UGCGCGGACGCGCGCGUCCCUCAUUGGCUGCCGUACAAAAUAGAUGGAUUGGAAAAAGGAAAAGGGGGAAAAAAGAGAGAAAAGGGACGCGUCUGUCAUUUCAUCGUUCGAUUCUUGACUUCAUAUCAUGUGGUGUAGAUAUUCCUCAUUCUGCGUGUAUCCUGAUCAUCUGUGAUUAUUUCUUUGAGCAUUAUUUCUUGAAGGAAGAAGAAGAAGUGGAGAUGGCUGCAAUUGUGGAGAAGUCAAGUUUGACCAAAGACCGAGCGAGAUUAGCCCGAGAGAAAAGAGAGGAGAGCGAGCGGACUCAAGCAUCUCGAGAGAAGGAGCUGUGGGAGAAGGAGCAGCGCUCCCGGAGGCAGUAUGAGCGCUCGCUGGAGGAGCGAGCUCGGCGCCUGGAGGAGCAGCGGCAGAAAGAGGAGCUUCGCCGAGCUGCUGUGGAACAGAAGAGGAGGCAGCGUGGUGAGGAUGAGAAGCACCGCAGUGACAGUUCAGUCAGAGAGAAUCUGGUCUUCCCUGUUUUGGAACGCAAUGAGCAGGAGCACCUGGAGGCGCUGAUGCGGCGCUCGGAGGACCGCGGCUCACCGCUGGAGCAGAGACACAAACGCUGGACGUGGGGCGGCCUGCCACGAUCCUGCGAGGGUGAUCCUAAGAUUGCCCCGCCCUCUCCUGCUGCUUCCUACAUCCUAACCAAUGAGCCUUCUUCUCUCCUGCCUGCCAACCAAUCCAAAGCCGACUUCAUGAUCCCUCCGGAUUGUCCAGAGCUGGAACUGAUCAGCCGCCUGUCCUCUUCUAACUCAACAUCUGCUUUUGCACCAACAACAGGGAGAGCCUCGCCCAGCCCCCACAGGUCCCCGUAUAAAGCCUCGCCGAACAGAGCCGAGCGCAGGAAGACCAGCUCCACAUCAGGACCAUUGGAGGAACCUCAAGGGGCUUCCACGACCCCGAAAACCCCUCAGACAGAGAAGUAUGUCGGCGUGAUCACCGAGUCCUCGACAAAGCGGCUCGAAUCUCCCAUGACGCCCACCAAGAGCUCGUCUGGCAACAAGAAGCCCAGCACACCCAAAAGAUCCAAGUCAUGUAAGAGCCGCAUCCAGUCUCCAUGUUCUCCUGGGCAGUACCCCACUUCACCGAUGAGGCACCGAGCCGUGACCCCGGGUGCAGACAGCAACAAGAGGCUGGACACAGAAGAGAAAGUAGUGGAGAGUAGAAACUCAAGCACUCUGGACAGGAAAACAUCAAGGACCGAGAAGAUCCCUAAAUCUACAAGCAGAGAACUUGGAAAUAAUGCAGAGUCUCCGGUGACUCCGACUGGAAAAGCUGGAACCACAGAUGCUGAGGAGGCUUCCAGACUCCUGUCUGAGAAACGACGUCUAGCCCGAGUGCAGAAGGAGCUGGAGGAGAAACAGCGAAUGGAGGAAGAGAGGCUGAAAGCUGAGGAGCUCCAGAGGAAGCAGGAGGAGGAGCAGAAGCGCCAGGAGCAGGCGGCUCAGCAGGCAGAAAAGGAGCGACAGAGGCAAGAGGAAGAGCGCAGGAAGAAAGAGGAAGAUGACAAGCGGCAGAAGGAAAGACGUUUCAAAGAGCUCCAGGACCAGCUGGACAGAGAGAGGGAGGAAGCAUUCCAGAGGGUGCAGAAGGAAGCUGAGAGGAAGCAGCAGGAAAGAGAGCAGCUGAAACUACAAGAAGAACAAGAGAGACUGCAGAGGAAGAAGCGCAUUGAGGAGAUCAUGAAAAGGACAAGAAAAACUGACAGUGAGCCAAAGAAGGAUGACACAUUCAAUGAGUCCAACUCCUCUGUGAUCGACUCAGACUCUGCCUUCGAGUCUGCAGAUGCUGGGACGGUGAAUGGUCCCUCCAUCAGAUCUUCAGAGAUCUCUACUUUUGUCGAGUUUAAGAAUAAAUUUCCCUCCUCCAUCACAGCUGGCUCAGCAGUGAUAAACCUUCAGCCUCUGGAAGCUAAGGGGAGCAUUGCCGAUGAUCUUUCCGAUGGCGUCCAGUCCAUGGAUGUGAGCCCAGUCUCUAGAGAUGAGCUGAUGCCGGAAUACUCUCCUGUCAGCGAGGGCUCAGAGAACCUACUGAGGAACCCUCAACCACUGGAUCUCCUGCAUCUCACCUCACAGGCCUCGUAUUCUAAAGCUGGAGAUUGCAACAAAAACCUGAUCCAGAGCUUCAGCAGCGCCGCAGCUGACUCGACGCUCAUCCAGAGUCUCGGGUCGAGCAUGGAUAAGCUCACCGUGUAGUGCAGCAGGUGAACAGGGUAUACGUCGUGUCCUGGCCGUGUUGAAGAAUGGUUUGGUCUGUCGUGCCUCUAUCCCAGCUCUUUACACGCUUCUCCACGUGAAAUCCCCUGUGUGCAUCCUGGGGGGAAAAAAAUGGAAGGAGCGCCGAAUCCAGUAGUUAUAUGUAGAAUUAAUAAUAAUAAUAAUAACAAUAAUAAUAAUUUAAAUCAAAGCUUUGCCUUUUCUUCAUAGGUAUACCAUUUCAACAUAUUUCACCGUAGUGAUCGCUGGGGAAAGCAGCUGUAUUGCAACUCCAGCAGCCGUAGUGAUCUUUAUAUUCCUGUAAAUCACACCGUAGAGCCUUGUAGCAACUUGUGCCAGUUUCGCUGCGAGAGCACAAACGACCAGCAAACUGACUGUGUGUAAAUGUCUUGAGUGUGACGUGUUUCAGGGUUUCCCAGUUCUUCAGUAAGCAAAGUCAUGCGAGCAUAAAGCUGUUAUAACACUAUAGUAUGUUUUUUCCAUAACUUUAAAAAAAAAAAAGGUUGAGGAGGAGAAAAAGAAGGAGGAGGAAUGACUUUGUGCAGAUGUAAACUAUGCAGGCCGGGGCAGGGCAACGUGUCUAUCUGAAACCGUGUGUAUAAAACAUGAACACAAUGCUACAGCUCUACAGCUCUUCAAUAGGCUAAAUAUGUGUGUUAUCUUGUUAAACGGCUCACUUUAUUACAGUGCUCUAUGAUAAGGAGGUGUGUCCGAGCUUUGCAUGCGAACGCAUUUGUAUGAGUUCCUGUUUGCUGGCGGUCCUGAGUGAGCGAUGUGUACGAUGUUCUCGUGUAACCGUCCCGAUGAACUCAUAUGGAUGAGGAGCAACUCGAUGGCACUUCAGGCUCGAGCGUUGUGGGUCGUGUUUGAGGGGAAGGGUUCAAGUUUCAUUCUCAUGUAAACAUUCGUUACUUCAUGGUGAUAAAUGGUGCAUGAACCAAAUGCUCUGGAACCGCAGACGAACCUGGGAUAUUGAAAUAACAAUAAAAGUUAUUGAGCCACA
Messenger RNA from Silurus meridionalis, 3261 nucleotides. RefSeq names its product MAP7 domain containing 2b (gene map7d2b). The record is from RefSeq and is a predicted model, not a curated record. Gene Ontology annotation, biological process: microtubule cytoskeleton organization. The transcript has 17 exons. Gene Ontology annotation, cellular component: microtubule cytoskeleton. Bases 222 to 2237 code for a protein of 671 amino acids. NCBI's taxonomy places the organism in Eukaryota, Metazoa, Chordata, Actinopteri, Siluriformes, Siluridae.